Messenger RNA from Xiphophorus maculatus (southern platyfish), 1864 nucleotides. RefSeq lists its product as uncharacterized. The coding region runs from base 88 to 1776 and encodes 562 amino acids. The record is from RefSeq and is a predicted model, not a curated record. Lineage: Eukaryota; Metazoa; Chordata; Actinopteri; Cyprinodontiformes; Poeciliidae. The transcript is spliced from 2 exons.
AAGAAAAAAUGCAGUUUUCUGCCUUCCUUAACGAGAUUACACGGCAAGUGCUCAGCCCAAUGAGACUUACCUCUCUUGGGGUCACAGAUGCUCAAAGACCCUGGAGCCCAGGACAGGUCUCCACCAGAUCCAGGGAGACAGACAGUAGCACUGACAAACCCAGACAGCAGAGAAGUCGUGCUGCAAGUGCAGACUCAAUUAGCUCAAGCAGACAUUCCCAUACUAGCAAGCAUUCUAAGUCUUCUCGUCUGUCUCACUCUAAAGCUUCCCAUCAUCCCGGUGUCUGCUCUGACAGUCCAUCUGGUCAUCCAAAGCACAGACGUAGAAGCUGUCGCUCAAGAUCUCCAGCUCGUGAGCAUCAAUCUCGAUUGCCUUCUCGAAAGCACUACCACCGCCAUCGUUCCACUCACCAUAACAAUGAAGAUUGCAACAGUCCAGGUCAUCACCAACAUGAAAGAUAUGGCCAUACUACUAGUCAUCACCAUCACCAUAGACACCACAAUGCACCACAUUGCCAUCGGUCUGGAGACAAAAAUCAUGAAGAUAAUUGUAGCCCAACUCAUCAUCAUCAUGAAGACCAUCAUAGUUCAAAUCAUCGCUAUCACAGCCAUUCAAGCUCACGGCCUACCACUCCUCAUCUGCAUAGACGUCACAGUUCAACCAGUGACAUUGGAGAUCCUCACAGUCCAACACGUCCACAUCACCAUAGUGAGCACAAGGAUAGGCCUCAUCCCUAUGAAACCCACCAGCACUACCAUGUGGACUCCCAUAAAGAAGCUAAUCAGCAUCAUCAUGGAGACCACCACAAUCCAGGCCAUCAUCACCAUGGAAGGCACCAAAGUCCUGGGCAUCGUCAUCAUCAUCAUGGGGACCACCAUGGUACAGGUCACCAUCAUCAUGGCGACCACAAUAGCCCAGGUCACCAUCAUCAUGGCGACCAUCAUCAUGGCGACCAUCACCAUGACGACCACCACAAUCCAGGUCACCAUCACCAUGACUACCACCACAAUCCAGGUCACCAUCACCAUGGCGACCACCACAGUGCAGGUCACCAUCAUCAUGGAAAUCUCCACAGUGCAGGCCAUCAUCAAGAUGCAGAACGCCACCACCAUGGAGAUGACCACAAUCCAGGCCACCAUCAUCAUGAAGAUCACCACAAUCCAGGCCACCAUCAUCAUGAAGAUCACCACAGUCCAGGCCACCAUCAUCAUGAAGAUCACCACAGUCCAGGCCACCAUCAUGACACAGAGCACCACAGUCCAGCCCACCGUGACCAUGAUGUUGACCACUACAAUCUGGAUCACCAUCAUCAUGGUGACCACCACAGUCCAGGCCGUCAUCCUCAUGUUAACCAUCGUAAUCUGGGUCACCUUCAUCAUGGUGGCCAUCACAGUCCAAGCCAUCAUCAUCACCACCAAGACUACCACAGCCCAAGCCAUCAUCAUCAUCAUCAAGACGACAGUCCAGGACAUCAUCAUGACACAGGCCUCCACAAUUCAGACCACCAUCAUCAUGGAGCUCACCAUAGUCCAGACCAUCAUCAUCACCCUAAACACCCUCACAGUCCUGACCACAGCCACACUCCAGGUCAUCAUUCUCAUCAUAAAAUCCACCACAGUCCAGACCACCAUCAUAGAGACUACCCAAGUUCAGGCCAGCAUCAUGCAGACCACCAUGGUCCAGUCCACCAUGAACAUGAAGACCAUCACAGUCCAAGCCAUCAUCACAGGGUUCAUCACAGUGAAGGCCAGAAUCAUGGGGACCAGCAUAAUCUAGACCAUCGUAAUUAUGGAGACCAGAACACUCCAGGUCAUAAUCAUGGACAUGACCAAAGUCCAGGCCAUCAUCAUAAAGUACACCACAA